This is a messenger RNA of Magnolia sinica, 1544 nucleotides long. Its product is annotated as 5'-3' exoribonuclease 2. The coding region runs from base 50 to 1387 and encodes 445 amino acids. The record is from RefSeq and is a predicted model, not a curated record. Gene Ontology annotation, cellular component: nucleus. Lineage: Eukaryota; Viridiplantae; Streptophyta; Magnoliopsida; Magnoliales; Magnoliaceae. The transcript is spliced from 3 exons.
CCGAAAUUCUCUCUCUCUCUCUCUCUCUCUCUCUCUCUCUCUCUCUCUCAUGGAGUCUUUGUUAGCAAACUACGCCUCUGAAGAAGAAGAAGAGGAAGAGAGAGAAUCCUCUACUUCCUCCAAACCCACCUCAAAACCCCUCUCUCUCCCCCCACCAAAGCCCUCAAAAACGUCCUCCAUCCUUUCCUCUCUUCCUCCCCCUAAAUCCUCCUUCUUCUCCUCUCUCCCACCUCCCAAACCCCACCCUCCAAAACCUGCAAAUUCCACCUCUACAGAUCCCACCCCCAAAAGGGUUGUCCAAUUCAAACCCCCUCUCAAUCCAUUGCUCCUCAAAUCACAACAUCCCGACAUCGAAGACGAUGAAGAACAAGCAAAACCCACUAAGGAAAUCCCCUACCAAAUCCAAAACACCUCUUCGAAAUCCCUCUUCUCGAUACUCCCCCCUCCCAGGAACUCCCUUGGCGUGGCCCCACCUCGUAGAUCCGCUGUCGAAGCCACCACCCCUGCGGCAGCUGUCGAUGCGCCGAGGCUGGGCUCUGGAAGUGGUACUUUCGAGAAUAUGGGGAAUUAUGAAUCAUCAUCAGCUGCUGUGGGGUUGGGAACAGGCAAUGGUAACGGUGGCAAUUAUGUGAAUUAUGGGAAUUUCGAGGGUAAUUCAGUUGAUGGGUCAUUGGGAGAGGGCGGUGGAAAUUAUGGCAAUUAUGACAAUUAUGGGAAUUUUCAGCCUAGUUCAGUUGUUGGGUCCGCAGGGGUGAGCAAUGAGGAUUAUGGGAAUUAUGGAAGUCAUGAGGGUAAUUUGGUUGAUCGAUCUUUGGGGGCGAGCAAUGAGAAUUAUGAGAGUUAUGAGGGCAAUUGGGCUGAUGGGUCGACAGUGGUGAUGGGCUCAGGACCGUCGGGAACAGUCGAGAGUGUUGGGAGAAUGAUGGGGAAGAGAGGGAGGAAUGAGAUUCCUUCAAAUAUAGUCGAGGUGAAGCAGGAUGAGUUGAUUAGCAAUAGGCCCAGAGAGGAUCAGGUUAAGCUGACUGGGAUAGCUUUUGGGCCUGCCUAUCAGGUAUAUGAUCUUAGAUCAAUAAACUUUUGUGGGGCAAUGACAACUGCACAAAAUGAACAUUUUUCUGCUGCAGCCUGUCUCAUCCAGCAAGGGAAAACCUUCAAAGCUGCACAAAAGAAAGCACCAGAUCGGAUCCCUGUUCUUCGACAUGAAGCAGAAGGAGAUGGAGCUUGCAGAGCGGCGUGCCAAAGGCUUCCUAACAAAGGCAGAGACACAAGCCAAAUAUGGGUGGUGACGAUGCAUGCUCAUGAAAAGGAUGGUCUGCUCUGGAGAAAUCAACACAGCUCCUACGCUGUUGGCGUGUCGGCUCAUGGCUCCCAUCAAAAUACAGUGUAAUGCAGAUGAUGGUUGUGUGAUAGCUAUAUAUAGAUUCUUUCCAUCUAUAGCUAUCACACAACUAUCAUCAGCUUCUUCUUGCACUUUUAUCUUCUUCGUUUCAAACAAACCAAAGUCUAAGAAAAUCAUGACUAACUUUAAUAGGGUAGGACCCAUA